UAUAUAUAGUAUAGAGCCAAACAUUUUUUCUUCCACAGUCUAAGGUUGCUAUACCACCCUCCAGAAAUUCAAACAUGGCAUCAACUUCCACUUCACAAAGCCCCUCCAAAAUUAAUCUCUAUUAUGAGAAUUGGGUUAUCCAACUCCAAAAUUUUCUUGAAAAAUUAAAUGCAAUUUCAGGGUCUGAUGAAGAAGAAAAUAGUGGUGAAUUGGUGAUACAAGUCUUGGAUCAUUACCAAGAUUACUAUAGAGAAUUAUUUAUGUCAACAAAUAGAGAUGUAUUUCUUCUAGUAUCACCACCAUGGUACACUUCUUUAGAAAAGACAUUUCUAUGGAUGGCUGGUUUUAAACCUUCUACACUCUUCCCAACUAUUAAUUACUCAAUAGGAACAGAAUUGACAAAAGAGCAAGGGGAAAAGUUGAAGAAGCUAAAAGCAGACACAAAAAGAGAUGAAAAGGUAAUUGAGAAAGGGCUAGCGAAGGUUCAAGAAAGAGUGGCGGCGCCGCCGAUAUUUGAGCUGAUGAAAAGAGGGGGAACGGUGAUCGACGGAGUGGCGUCGGAUUUGGAAAGUGUAAUUGAUGAGCUGAAACAGUCGAUGAUGUUAAUGAUUGAAACAGCAGAGCAUUUAAGAGGAUCGACGGUCAGGAAGAUUCUAGAUAUUCUCCGGCAUAAACAGGCAGUCAAAUUGUUGGCGGCGGUGGCUCAAUUUCAUCUUCAGGCCAGAAAGUUGGGCUUACAAAUGGAUAUUCAGAGCGCUAAAAGUAAAUGAAGAUUUUAUCCAUUAAACAAAAUAUAUGCCUUUUUUUUCUUUCUUUCUUUUUGACUGGGUUUAUUACUUAGUUCUAGAAUCUUAUGGGGAAAAUUAGUAUUGACUUGACACGUCUUUUAAAAU
This is a messenger RNA of Solanum dulcamara, 893 nucleotides long. RefSeq names its product protein RESPONSE TO ABA AND SALT 1. The transcript is spliced from 2 exons. NCBI's taxonomy places the organism in Eukaryota, Viridiplantae, Streptophyta, Magnoliopsida, Solanales, Solanaceae. Gene Ontology annotation, biological process: DNA-templated transcription. The record is from RefSeq and is a predicted model, not a curated record. The coding region runs from base 75 to 770 and encodes 231 amino acids. Gene Ontology annotation, molecular function: sequence-specific DNA binding.